AUGGGAGCUUGCGGUCUCCGACAGAACAAAGCCGUCGAGAUUACGAGCGACGAAAGCGAUGUGGUCAGCGGCGACAACGACGAGAACAUAGAAGAUGAUAAGUCACGAUCACAGGCCACGUUCCGUUUCACGAUCAACAGCUUCUCCCAGCUAAGGAAGCCGAUUCUCAGUCCGCCAACCUACGUCAGAAACUUGCCAUGGAGAAUACUGGCACAGCCUAAAAUGAUUCGCAUUUUUCCCAUCCAAUGCAAAAUGAGUUUAAACUACUUUCUCCAGUGCAAUGGAGAGUCUGAGUCUACAAACUGGUCGUGCUAUGCCUCCGUUGAUUUGCGCAUUCUCGCACAAAAAGAAGGUUAUGAGCACCUUUCAAAGCCCGUUUUGCACGUCUUUAACAGCAAAACAAACGACUACUGUUUCCACAGCUUUGACAACUGGGAGGAACUGACCGACCCGGCAAAAGGCUACCUGAAGGACGACAGGCUCAUCCUCGAGGCGACGGUGAAAGCUGAGGUGCCGCGCGGCGUCCACUGGGACUCGAAGAAGCACACCGGUUUU
Rhagoletis zephyria (snowberry fruit fly) is the source of this 555-nucleotide messenger RNA. NCBI's taxonomy places the organism in Eukaryota, Metazoa, Arthropoda, Insecta, Diptera, Tephritidae. The record is from RefSeq and is a predicted model, not a curated record.